Ipomoea nil (Japanese morning glory) is the source of this 2976-nucleotide messenger RNA. RefSeq lists its product as uncharacterized. Gene Ontology annotation, molecular function: DNA helicase activity. Gene Ontology annotation, biological process: DNA repair; telomere maintenance. Lineage: Eukaryota; Viridiplantae; Streptophyta; Magnoliopsida; Solanales; Convolvulaceae. The transcript has 3 exons. Bases 1 to 2976 code for a protein of 991 amino acids. The record is from RefSeq and is a predicted model, not a curated record.
AUGGCCGGAGAUUCACGCUUUUUGGAGAAAAGAAAUUUGAAAGCUCAAGAUCGUCCGGACAUUGUUUGCAGAGUUUUUAAGAUGAAGCUAGAUUGCUUAAUAAAAGAAAUAAAAUAUGGAAAACUGUUUGGUCCGGUAAGGGCAGUGAUAUACACAAUUGAGUUUCAGAAACGCGGUCUUCCACACGCUCACAUAUUACUGUUCCUACAAGGGACGAGCUGCUUUGCCAAUCCUGCUUUUAUGGACACGAUCAUUUCUGCCGAGAUCCCAGACAAGUUGAUUGACGUUGAGUAUUACAAAGCUGUCGAAGAAUUCAUGGUUCACGGUCUGUGUGGUGUUGCCAGGAGCAAUUCACCGUGCAUGGUAAAUGGAAAGUGUUCAAAAUAUUUUCCAAAAAGAUAUAUUGAUGCAUCCCAUUUUGACCAGGAUGGUUACCCGUUGUAUCGAAGAAGGGAUGAUAAGAGGACAAUAAAAAAAAAUGGAAUAGAUUUGGACAAUAGGUAUGUUGUACCACAUAAUCGGUACUUGCUCUUGAAAUACAAAGCCCACAUUAAUGUAGAGUGGUGUAACCAAUCUAGGUCAAUCAAGUACAUAUUCAAGUAUGUCAACAAGGGUAACGACCGUGUAACGGCUGAGUUUUAUAAGACUACAAUGGAUGAAGGUGGUAAUGAGAUGGUGGAUGAAAUAAACAUGUACUAUGACUGUAGGUACAUCUCUGCGUGCGAGGCAGCAUGGAGGUUGUUUAGUUUUGAAGUUCAGUACAGGACUCCACUGGUUGAGCGACUAAGCUUUCACUUGCCUGACUGCCAAUCAGUCGUGUUCCAAGACGAUGAUACCAUUGAUCAUGUCUUGAACAGAAAGACCGUUGGGCAAAGUAUGUUUAAUGCAUGGUUUGUAGCGAACCAGAAGUUUAAAGAAGCGAGCUUAUUAACUUACAUUGAGAUGCCUACCAAAUUUGUGUGGAAAAAGGACAUCCGUGAAUGGCAUCCAAGAAAGAAGGGUUUCUCAAUUGGUCGGAUAUUCUAUAUACCACCCGCUUCAGGAGAAAUUUAUUAUUUAAGGUGUCUAUUGAACAUAGUCCGCGGUCCAAAAAGCUUCCAAGAUAUUAGGACAGUUAAUGGUGUUGAGUACUUAACGUUUAGAGAUGCAUGUUGUGCUCAUGGAUUGUUAGACGAUGAUAAAGAAUACAUUGAUGCUAUAAAUGAAGCAAGCUACUGGUCAACUGCAUAUUCAUUAAGGAAGCUAUUUGUUGUCUUACUAACAUCCUCAUCCAUUAUUAGGCCCAAAAUGUCUGGAAUCAAGUGUGGAAACAUUUAUUUGGUCUUAACAGGGGAAGAGAAAAAGAACUUUGCAUUGUUCGAAUUGGAAAACCUAUUGGGUCAACAAAAUAAGUCUUUAAAAGACUAUCCUCCGAUGCCAAUACCCAGUACUGAUCAUUCAAGGUUGUUUCAGAAUAGGCUGGUUUUUGAAGAGUUAAGUUACAAUUGCGAGCAGUUGAAAGAAGAUGCUGAAGUGCUUUCUGCCAAACUAACCGAAGAACAAAGUGUCAUCUAUCAUACGGUUAUAAAAGACAUUGCAGACGGUAAAGGUGGCUUAUUUUUUGUUUAUGGCUACGGUGGAAUAGGAAAGACUUUCUUGUGGAGAGCGUUGUCAGCUGCAAUCCGAUGCAAAGGUCAGAUCGUUUUAAAUGUGGCAUCAAGUGGCAUAGCUUCUCUGUUGUUACCAGGUGGCCGAACUGCUCACUCAAGAUUUGCAAUACCUAUUGCAAUAAAUGAAGACUCAACCUGUAACAUUAAGCAAGGUAGCGACCUGGCUGAAUUGUUGAUAAAGACGAGUUUGAUAAUAUGGGAUGAAGCUCCCAUGAUGCACAAACAUUGUUUUGAAGCAUUAGACCGAACUAUGAGGGAUUUAUUGCGUUUUGUAGACCCGUGUAGUGAAAUGAAGACAUUUGGUGGUAAAACUGUGGUUUUGGGUGGAGAUUUCCGCCAAAUUCUCCCGGUAGUUCCAAAAGGUACACGGCAAGAUAUUGUUUCUUCAGCCAUAAAUUCAUCAUACCUAUGGGAUAGUUGCAAAGUUUUAAGGUUGACACAAAACUUAAGACUAAGUUCGGUACCCAACGGUGGAAAUCGGCAGGCAUUACAAGAAUUUGCCGAUUGGAUUGCUAAUGUAGGUGAUGGAAAGCUGGGUGGGCGGAAUGAUGGUUACGUAGAGGUUGAAAUUCCAAAACACAUGUUAUUGUCAUCUGGAGCGGACGAUAUUAAAACAAUUGUGCACAGUACAUUUUCUAUGUUUGCAAAUGGAAACCCUGACCCCGAGCAUAUGCUAGGUUGUGCUAUAUUAGCACCAACGCUCGAUGUGGUCAAUGCAGUAAAUGACUAUAUGACUGAGUUGCAUAAUGCCGAAAGCAGGUCGUACUUUAGUUCAGACGCAGUAUGCAAAGCCGACGGCGACAACGGUAUAUUUGGAGAUGUACACACACCGGAAUUUCUAAACAGCAUUAGGGUUUCAGGUCUACCGAAUCAUACAUUAACUUUGAAAAUAGGUUCACCGGUAAUGUUAAUGAGAAAUAUUGACCAUUCUCUUGGUUUGUGCAAUGGGACUCGGUUGAUAAUCACAAAACUAGCAGACCAUGUUAUUGAAGGCGAGAUUCUGUCUGGACCUAACAAAGGUACAAAAGUGUUGAUCCCUCGAAUGUCAAUGUCACCCUCUGAUCCAAGAUUGCCGUUCAAAUUUCAACGAAGGCAAUUUCUAAUUAUGCUUUCAUAUGCAAUGACCAUUAACAAAAGUCAAGGAAAAACGUUGUCUCAUGUUGGUUUAAUACUAAAGAAACCGGUUUUUGUACACGGUCAGUUGUACGUAGCUGCAUCUCGGGUUAACAAUCCUGACGGUCUCAAAAUAUUGAUAGUCAAAGACCCAAGUUCAACUACUACAUCAACCACUAAUGUUGUAUAUCAUGAAGUUUUCAAUAAUUUGUAA